AGUAAGCUGAAGUCUGUGAAGAAGCUGCCUGGGAGCUCUUUGCCCUGUACUACUUGUUAUAACUCGUGAUGACAUGCCAAGCUAAUUCAUAAGAUGAUUGACUCAUGAGGUGGAACUUUUUUUCCUCCAGCUGUUUCAUUCAGUCACUUGGCACAGAAUGACAUCUCUGCCAUGAGCAUUUGGGGCAUGGGCUGAGGCAGCGGCAGUCCAAUAGGCUGAUGCUAGGUUGCAAAAGCUUGGGGUUGCCGCAGCAACUUGCAAAUUGGCCCACAGAAGUGAAAGUGGCAGCAGCAGCUACCAGGGAACUUGGGAGAGCAAAGGCAUAACCGGAGACAUGAGGCGAGACUUGCAGCGCCGGAGGAUGAUAAUCCUGAUCCUGCUCUUUAUUGCAGCCUUCCUAUUGUACAGAUUAUCUCUCCCAUCACCUCAGAAACCUUCUGUGAUGCUGCCUCGAAAGAGUGGCUUGUUGGCUGAGGAUUCUCACUUUCUGUUAAAUGGUAUACCCUAUAGAAUUCUGGGUGGCUCCAUGCACUAUUUUAGAGUACCAGUGCCAUUUUGGAGGGACCGUAUGAGGAAAAUGAAGGCCUGUGGAAUUAAUACCCUCACUACAUAUGUGCCCUGGAAUUUGCAUGAGCCAAGAAAAGGGAAAUUUGACUUCUCUAAGGAUCUUGACAUAAGCGAGUUUUUAUCUAUAGCAGGUGAAAUGGGAUUAUGGGUAAUAUUGCGCCCUGGUCCAUACAUAUGUGCAGAAUGGGACCUUGGAGGUUUACCGAGCUGGCUACUCCGUGAUAAAGAUAUGAAGCUGCGCACAACCUACAAAGGUUUCACUGAGGCAACAGAGGCCUAUUUUGAUGAACUCAUACCAAGGGUAGCCAAGUAUCAGUAUUCAAAUGGUGGACCAAUCAUUGCAGUUCAGGUAGAAAAUGAGUAUGGCUCAUAUGCUAAGGACACAAACUACAUGGAGUUUAUAAAGAAUGCCCUUGUUGAAAGAGAUAUUGUGGAACUCCUACUUACAUCUGAUAACAAAGAUGGAAUAAACUCUGGACAUCUGGAAGGAGUACUGGCCACGGUUAAUUUCCAGAAGUUUGAACCAGCACUCUUCUCAUAUCUCAGCUCUAUCCAGAGUAAGAAACCUGUUAUGGUGAUGGAAUUUUGGACAGGCUGGUUUGACUACUGGGGAGGGAAACACCAUAUUUUUGAUGUUGAUGAGAUGAUGUCCACUGUAUCAGAAGUGCUUAAUCGUGGAGCCUCCAUUAAUUUGUAUAUGUUCCAUGGUGGUACUAACUUUGGAUUCAUGAAUGGAGCUCUGCACUUUCAUGAAUAUCUCCCAGAUAUUACCAGCUAUGAUUAUGAUGCCCCACUUACAGAGGCUGGUGAUUAUACGUCAAAAUAUUUUAAGCUGCGAGAACUUUUUGGUGUUUACAAUGCGGAGAAACCUCUUCCGCCAGUGCCAAGCCUUACCUUAAAGGCUUCCUAUGGUGCUGUAGAUCUGAAACGCUGUUUGCCAUUGUGGGAGGUUUUGCACCUUGCGGGAGAGCCAUUUAAAUCAGCAGAACCAAUAAAUAUGGAAAACCUACCAGUGAACGAUGGAAAUGGACAGUCAUAUGGGUAUACCUUGUAUGAGACCACUAUUUAUGGAGGAGGAAAAUUCCACACCAAGGGAAAUGUUCGUGACAGAGCACAGGUGUUUGCAAACAGCCAGUCUGUUGGUACAGUAGAUUAUAAAAAGGAAGAAGUUCAUAUUCCGGAGGUUCCUGCUUUCAGAAAACUAGCAAUAUUGGUAGAGAACUGUGGAAGAGUGAAUUAUGGACCCAAGAUAGAUAAUCAACGCAAAGGUCUUGUUGGAGAUGUGUAUCUGAGAGGCAAACCUUUAAGGAAUUUUAAGACAUACAGUUUGGAGAUGAAUUCAACUUUCAUGAGCAGUAUUAACGAAGUCCACUGGUCCGACCUAUCAGAAUGUAAAACUGGGCCAACAUUCUACCAAGGGGCAUUAAAUGUUGAAGGUUCACCAACGGAUACCUUUCUUAGGAUGAAGAGCUGGAAAAAAGGAGUUGUGUUUGUAAACGGCAAAAACUUGGGACGUUACUGGGAUAUUGGACCUCAAGAGACUCUUUUUAUCCCUGGACCAUGGUUAUGGCCAGGGGUCAAUGAAAUUACAAUAUUUGAGGAGUAUGAGGCUGGGCAGACAUUGUUCACUGUGGAUACACCAAUACUUGGAAAAACACAAUAUGUGGAAUAACUGCCAUCAACUUCCAGUAUUGAGGCUUCCUAUUCAGAAUGCCAGAGAUUACUUUUUAUCAUGGAUCAUGGAAGCUGACACUCAAGACAAAAACAAGCAUAUGGCAAUUAAGACCUAAUUUUCGUUUGGGUUUUUCUGAACAAGAGGGGACCAUUACUAAAUUAUGGCAAUAUAGACUUGAUUUUUACUUCAAUCAGUUUAUAAAUACAUUUAAGGGAUAUUUCACCACCCAAAUCGGGAUUUCACAGCAAGCAAAGUUACCUGCAGCCUAUAUGGCUGAACUAUGGCAAACAGUACACAAUGAAAUAAUCAAGUGAAAUGUGCUCUGAGUGUUGUUCACUAAUCUCCAUCGCUGCACACUUUUCUGGAAUUAAUAUUGGACAUGCUUCUGGAUUGGCUGCUGUUGGGUUAAGGAGUCAAGUUUAUGCAGUGUGGCCAUAUUUUAUCUUUUCCAAGUUAUCAAUUUCCCUACAUCAGCCCUACAGUUUUAUUUAAAAAAAAAAAAACUUGGUUGGCUGCUUAAAACUGUAUUUCCAAGGACUGUCUACUGUGUGCUUGACACCAAAGUAAUUUUAAAAAAAACCAAGCGCUGUUCUGGGCUAUGCCCUUGUCCAUAGUAACAGUGUAUUUACUCAGGGAUAAGUAAAGACACUUCUUGUCUGUACAUAUAUCACCUUUAAUUUAUUAUUUGUAAAAACAGAGCUACUUGGAUGUAUUUAAUUUUAAUUGUAUAGAUGAAUGCUGUCGUUUCAUCUGUCUGCCAUGUGUGAACAAUUACAUUUUUACAAUUUUUGCUUUCCCAGUACCAACCCAUCUCUGUUUAUUCAGGUCCACGUGGAAGAUCUUAUGCAAAGUUAUUUAAAACAGAAUAAUGCUUUUUCUUCCCCAAUCAUGCAGACUAUUUCAAAUAUACUCUAUGUAAUUCUAUUUGCAAAUAUUAAUAGUAUAAUGCCUUUAGUCAUCAGCCCAUCAAGCCUGCUAUCUUACAGUUAUCUUUCAUUCUGCAUCUACUUUCACUCCUCAUAAUCAGUCCCUAUUGAAAUCAAGUGCUUUUAGAUACCAAAUACAAUUGUGACUCACAAAAUAUGGAACAAAAGUUAACUUUAUAACAUCGUACUUUGAUAACUGUAACUUUUUGCCUUUCAGACCAUCAAAUGUAUGAUGAACGCUGCUGUCUAAAUAAUCAUGCACUGCAAAUGACACCCCUUUUUGCCAUUCCCUGCGUAGGCUUCUGCUACAGAUAAAAUACUGUAUAUCAUUCGUCAAAACGAACCACCUACCAUUUAGUAUGUUAUAGAUUGGCCUAUUCUAAAUAACUUUUCAACAGGUCUUGAUGUUUAUUAUAGUUUUUAAACUAUUAAACCUUACUCUUCUGCCUCUUACCAGCUUGAAUUUUAAAAAGCUUUUUGGGGUAACUGACUCGGCAAUCAAAAACCUACCAUGGCACUUUUAAUCUCACUGUUAUUAUUAAUGUCCCCAUACACAGGCAGAUAAGCUGCCAACAGAUUAAGUCAGCAGUUUAUUAGGCAGUGUAUGGGGCCCUCUGACCGGCCUCACAGAUUGAAUGUUGAUUAGGCAGGUUUAAAAGUCCUGUUGGAUCGAGGACAGCAUUGGUUUGUUGACGUGGUCCUUGAUCCGGCCCCCUGUAUUCUCCUCGUUGUGAUCCGAUCGUUGGGCUCUAGGCCAAACGAGUGGAUCUUAGUAUGUAUGGCCAGCUUUAGUCUUUCAUUCAAACUACUGCCUGAUUGGUAGAGUAAACUCUAGCAACCAGAUGAUAUUCUAAACUGGAUAAGUGCUGAAAAAAAGUUAAAUAAUUUAAGGACCACAAAAAAAUAUUGUCUACAUCAUAUUAUUAUAUAAUUUUAAUUUAAACUGUCCCUACAUAUUUUAUUUUCAAAUAUAUAGGGGACCAGAUUCCCUUUGAACAUCUGUUGUCUCCCUUCCUCUGUAGAUGAAGGGCCCUGUCUACCCGUUCCAUUAAAUGUAUUUGUACAUGUCUUACUCUUAUUGUAUAGCCAUAUGUACUAUGUCUGUGCUUUAUAUAUACAGUACUUCAUAAUAAAGUCCUUAAUAUUAAAGUGAUCGCGUAACUUUAAUCAUUGUAUUGGUUAACAAUGGGAACCAAGGGGCUUUCAUGUAUGUGUUAUCCUUUACAUCCAAUUCAAGAUUUAAGAUAAUUGUCAAUAAAACUUUUUUCAUGCA
This is a messenger RNA of Xenopus laevis (African clawed frog), 4441 nucleotides long. It is a transcript of the gene glb1l2.L, whose product is annotated as galactosidase beta 1 like 2 L homeolog. Gene Ontology annotation, biological process: carbohydrate metabolic process. The record is from RefSeq and is a predicted model, not a curated record. Bases 335 to 2239 code for a protein of 634 amino acids. The transcript has 19 exons. Gene Ontology annotation, molecular function: beta-galactosidase activity; hydrolase activity, hydrolyzing O-glycosyl compounds. Lineage: Eukaryota; Metazoa; Chordata; Amphibia; Anura; Pipidae.